Molecule: messenger RNA, 1394 nt
Organism: Aspergillus nidulans FGSC A4
Lineage: Eukaryota; Fungi; Ascomycota; Eurotiomycetes; Eurotiales; Aspergillaceae
Gene: mep20
Product: protein pepJ
Exons: 3
Coding region: 70-1134 (354 amino acids)
Biological process (GO): proteolysis
Cellular component (GO): extracellular region
Molecular function (GO): metallopeptidase activity; metalloendopeptidase activity
Source: RefSeq, a predicted model, not a curated record
CUACGAUCAGCUACUCUAUUGAAUCAGUCAACCAGUCAAGUCGAUCAGCUCCUCAGAUCUUCACCCAUCAUGAAGUUCAUUGCCCCCAUUGCUCUCCUGGGCAUGUUCCAGGCUGCUAGUGCCUCGCCUGUCGAUAUCAAGACCAGCAAUGCCGGUCUACAGGUCACCCUCUCCCAGAUCAACAACACCCGCAUCAAGGCCGUUGUGCAGAACACUGGCAGCGAGGAGGUGACCUUCAUGCACAUGAACUUCUUCAAGGAUGCUUCUCCCGUGAAGAAGGUCUCCAUCUUCCGCAACAACGACGAGGUUGAAUUCCAAGGCAUUAAGUACCGCGUGCAGACCGACGAUCUCUCUGAUGAGGUCCUGACCUCUCUUGCCCCCGGUGCCAGCUUUGAGGAUGAGUUUGACAUUGCCGCCACCUCUGACUUGUCCUCUGGCGGCCCCGUCACUAUCCGCUCUGAGGGCAUUGUCCCCCUGGUCACCGAAAAGUCCGUGACCGGCUCGCUGUCCUACAGCUCCAACGAACUGACCAUCGAUGUCGACGGUGCUGAGGCUGCCAAGAUCGAGACUGUCGGGGCUCAGCUUUCCAAGCUCUCCAAGCGCACCAGGGUGUCCUCCUGCUCGGGCACUCGUGCUACCGCGCUCCAGACAGCCCUUCGGAACGCUGCUUCUCUCGCUUCCCGUGCCGCCAGUGCGGCCAGCCAGGGAGGCUCAACCUUCACAACUUUCUUCAAGAGUGACUCUUCCUCUACACGGAACGCCGUCGCUGCUCGCCUCCGCGCCGUUGCAUCCGAGUCCUCCAGUACCUCUAGCGGAUCCACUACGUACUAUUGUACUGAUGUGUACGGGUACUGCAGCAGCAAUGUCCUUGCUUACACGCUGCCUGCUUACAACAUCAUCGCCAACUGCGAUAUCUACUACACCUACCUGCCUGCUCUUACUGGCACUUGCUACGCGCAGGAUCAGGCAACCACCACUCUGCACGAAUUCACUCACGCCCCUGGUGUGUACUCCCCCGGUACAGAUGACUUGGGCUACGGGUACGAUGCUGCUACGCGUCUGAGCGCGAGCCAGGCCCUUAACAACGCGGACUCGUAUGCCCUCUAUGCUAAUGCUGUUUACCUUGGAUGCUAGAUUAGCAUAUCACUGGCGUCAGCCGAAUGCUUUGCUGGACUGAGGGAAUUGCUGACCUGAGGUGAAGAACUGACGAUACUGAUGAUCGAACGCGACGCGACUUCAUGCUAUAGCUCGCAAGUUAUACGAGAGAUGGUCAUUUUCUCUUCAUAUGGUUGUACAUAGCAGCUGCGAAAAUAGCAUUUGAUUCCUUGAUUUUGGGAAAACCGUAUCAGUAUACUAACACUGACGCACCUCCACCAAUUAGACCAAUUUUUUUA